AUGAAGAUCCCCCCAGAAACAGUCCAUAAACUCCAGCUGAACGCAUCGUGCAUUCGAAACAUCUGCAUCCUUGCUCACGUGGACCAUGGCAAGACUACAUUGAGUGACUCACUAUUGGCAACCAAUGGGAUCAUAUCGCAACGAAUGGCAGGCAAGGUGCGAUACCUAGAUUCUCGAGAAGACGAACAAUUGAGGGGGAUAACAAUGGAAGCCUCGGCCAUCUCAUUGUAUUUCAAAGUCAUGAAGAUGCCAAAGGAACCCAAGCCGGGGCAACCACCACCACCACGGCAACAGCAACAACAAGACGAAGUAGAAGAAGAGGAAGAAAAAGUCCAACCGGAGAUACAGGAGCAUCUCAUCAAUCUAAUUGACUCUCCGGGACACAUUGAUUUCUCAUCCGAGGUCAGCACUUCGUCGCGUUUGUGCGAUGGAGCUAUUGUCUUGGUGGACGCAGUCGAAGGAGUCUGCUCGCAAACCAUCAAUGUCUUGCGCCAGUGCUGGAUUGACAAGCUCAAGCCCCUUUUAGUGAUCAACAAGUUGGAUCGUCUAAUAGUCGAGUGGAAAAUGAGUCCGCUAGAGGCAUACCACCAUAUGCUGAAGAUUAUAGAAAAUGUAAACUCGGUGAUUGGCUCCUUCUACGCUGGGGAUAGACUAGAAGAUGACUUGAAUUGGAGAGAAGGUGGCGAAAUCGGCGAGUUUGUUGAAAAAGAUGACGAGAACUUGUAUUUCACCCCGGAAAAGAACAAUGUCAUCUUUGCCUCGUCCAUUGGCGGAUGGGCGUUUUCAGUAAACACCUUUGCGAGAAUUUACCUGAAGAAAUUGGGAUUCUCGCAAGUGGCAUUGUCAAAGACCCUUUGGGGGGAUUUUUAUUUGGACAUGAAGAACAAGAAAAUCAUUCCGGGGAAAAAACUAAAAAACAAUAACUUUAAGCCCUUGUUUGUGUCGUUGAUAUUGGAACAGAUUUGGGCCGUUUAUGAAAAUUGUCUAAUCGAUAGAGACCAAGAAAAAUUGACCAAGAUCAUUGGGAAAUUAGGGGCCCGAGUGUCUCCGCGAGACUUGAACUCCAAGGACCACAAGGUGCUAUUGAACCAGAUCAUGUCGCAAUGGAUCCCCUUGAGCCAUGCAAUUUUAGGUGCAGUCAUAGACUACUUACCGAGUCCCGUGGUUGCUCAACGUGAAAGAAUUGAUAAAAUCCUCGAGGACUCGUUCUACACCGCCAUACCGGAUGAACAGGAACGGAAAAAAUUGGUUGACUCGAGCUAUGUCAAUUCUAUGCGUGAAUGCGAUGGUUCGCAGCCAGAGAUACACACCAUAGCAUACGUUUCGAAACUCUUGUCCAUCCCAAACACAGAGAUUCCUAAAGAGACAAGUGCAACUAGCGAAGCCACAGCGGAACAAUUAAGGGAAAGAUCUAGAAUGGCGAGGGAACUCGCUAAAAAGGCAUCCGACGCCGCCGCCGCCGUUGCUUCAGCUUCUCAAAAGGUGACCGAGGAGAAUGACUUUAUCGUGCAACCAAAAAAAUCUGCUUUUGAUUGGGAAUUCGAAGAGGAUAAUUUCGAACAAGAUUUUGAACAAGAUGAUGACGACGAUGGAAUAGAGGAGAGCACUGAAACUUUGGUGGGGUUCACCCGGGUCUACUCCGGUGCUUUAUCCAAGGGCCAAAAAUUGGCGGUUGUCGGACCCAAAUACGAUAGUGCAUUACCAGCCGAGGACCCGAAAAACGCGGGUCAACUCAUCAAGCAAGUUGAAAUCAAAGAUUUGUUCCUCAUUAUGGGUCGGGAGCUAGUUCGAAUGGACACUGUCCCUGCUGGUAAUAUUGUUGGAGUUGUCGGUUUAGACAAUGCCGUGUUAAAGAACGCAACCAUUUGCUCCGAGCUUGCUGAUGGUGAACCGUAUAUCAACUUGGCAUCAACUGCAACAAUGAUUCACAACAAGCCAAUUAUGAAAAUCGCAGUCGAGCCAACAAACCCCAUGAAGCUCGCCAAAUUGGAGCAUGGAUUGCUGUUGCUCGCCAAGGCUGACCCGGUUUUGGAGUGGUACAUAGAUGACGACUCGGGCGAAUUGAUUGUUUGUGUUGCAGGAGAAUUGCAUCUUGAGAGAUGCUUGAAGGACUUGGAAGAGCGGUUUGCCAAAGGGUGCGAGGUGACGGUGAAAGAGCCAGUGAUUCCGUUUAGGGAAACUUUGGCGUCAGACAAAAUCGAUCCAGAGCGCUUGCAACAGGAAAAGGAGAUGGAGGAGAAAGGUGAGGAGGAUGAAAGGAAGAAGGAAGUAGGUGAUGAAGAUGAAGAUGGUAAUGGCAAUGGCACUGAAGAUGGUACUGACGAUGAGCUCGUCACUUUGAAAAUCAAUGUCUCGCCGUUACCUGCCGAGGUCACCCAAUUCUUGCUUGAGCACGAGUCUUCAAUUGCUCAAUUGAUUCGGAACUUAGUUGGCUCUUUCGAGUUGAAAAAGACAUUUGCAGAAAAGUUGGUGAAAAUCUUUGAUGAGAGCAACGAAUCUUUUUCCCACUUUAAGGAUGCUCAAAGUCUCGUUGACCAUAUAAUCGCAUUUGGCCCUAAGAGAACUGGCCCAAAUAUCGUUGUCGAUGCAACCAACUUGUUCAAACCGUUGCUCGCGGAAAGUAAAUUGCAGCUGGAAAAAUUCGAGUUUGAGAGCAACGUGCUCAAUGGCGCGCAGUUGGCGUUAAACGAAGGACCGCUUUCCUCGGAACCCACUCAGGGUCUCCUUGUAACUGUUCAAGCUGCAGUGGUGAAUAAAAUAGAGGACAAGGUUCUCAACCCUGGAAAAAUUAUAAAUCAAACCAAGAACCUCAUUCAUCAGCAAAUGUUGAUCAAAUCUCCUCGAUUGAUGUUGGCAAUGUACACCUGUGAAAUCCAGGCAACUGCCGAGGUGUUGGGUAAGGUUUACGCAGUGGUUCAGAAACGAGAAGGCUCCAUCAUUUCUGAAGAGAUGAAAGAAGGCUCGCCGUUUUUCACAAUUGUUGCGAGACUCCCCGUCAUUCAAGCUUUUGGGUUUAGUGAAGACAUCAGGAAAAAGACCUCUGGGGCUGCAAGUCCACAGUUGGUCUUUGAUGGCUAUGAUAUGCUUGACAUUGACCCAUUCUGGGUGCCUCAUACUGAUGUAGAGUUGGAAGAGCUCGGAGAAUUUGCCGAAAGAGAAAACAUAGCACGAAGAUACAUGAACAACAUCAGACGAAGGAAAGGAUUGUUUGUUGAUGAAAAAGUGGUUAAAAACGCUGAGAAGCAAAGAACAUUGAAGAAAGAUUGA
Lodderomyces beijingensis is the source of this 3267-nucleotide messenger RNA. The record is from the annotation of a GenBank genome assembly. Lineage: Eukaryota; Fungi; Ascomycota; Pichiomycetes; Serinales; Debaryomycetaceae.